This is a messenger RNA of Planococcus citri (citrus mealybug), 2675 nucleotides long. RefSeq lists its product as uncharacterized. The record is from RefSeq and is a predicted model, not a curated record. Bases 568 to 2493 code for a protein of 641 amino acids. The transcript is spliced from 3 exons. Lineage: Eukaryota; Metazoa; Arthropoda; Insecta; Hemiptera; Pseudococcidae.
ACUCGAGUACUAUGGGUUAGUGGCAUCAUUUGAAUGAUUCAAACAUUUUCUUAUUUUUGAUGAACUUUUCAAAAUAGGUAAAUUUCCGAUUUUGCGGAGCACAUAGCCCCUUCAUUUUACAAGAUAGGCAACUCAUCAUAAUAACUUUUUUGUUCGUCUCCUCGAGUACUAUCUACAGUUGUAUUUAAACCAGACGACUCCAGAUUCAUCCUGUAUGUAAACUAUGUAAAGAUAGCUUCAAUCUGAUUUUGCCAUGUUGUAGAACUAUUCAAGGAGUAUACAAAAAAUUGCAUUUAUUACACGAAAAAUUGUAUAUUGUGUACAUACGGCGUUUCGUUUGUUUUCGUUUUGGGAAGGAAAGGAAGACAAUGGCGGUCCAGCAUACCCCCUACCCUACGGAAUGCGCCUCUCCACUUCUCCCAUCGACCAGUGAUGUUGUGAUGUCUAAUGAUGUUAUGUUGAAUUGUUGAAUGUGAAUGUUUAUUUAUCUGCAUGCUGCAUCGUGUUCAUUUUGAUAACAGGCGAUGCUAUCAGUAUAGGUAAAUAAGUUCACCAUUCGAGUCAACGAUGCUUCUCGCACGUUUCAAUUAUGAUUAUGACGAUCCGUACUGGUCCGACGAUGGUUAUCAUUAUAAAUGGCAAUAUAAAGCUUAUCCUGAUGAAGUGGAAGAGAGACCGACCUCGGUGCCUACGUUGCAAGAAAUAGCCACAGUGAAGGUGGCAUUUGCUUUAUGGAAUCGCGCCAGAAUGAUGGCAGAUAACUACAAAUGGCAAGAUUCGUUGAUCGACGAAGUAUCUGAAUGGAUAGAGGCAUUACCUGUACCCAAGUUGUUCGUCAAUUCUAUCGCGUUAUAUGUCAAACGAGUAAAUAAGAACUUUAUCAACUGGGCUCGCCACCUCCUAGCAGUAUUAUUGGACGAAACAUCGGAAAAGAGUGAAAUUCUUGAUGAAAGAUCGGAAAUAUCAAAAUCGUAUGUGCACGUCGACCAUAUUAUGUGGCAUCCCAAUGGGAGAAUCAAUCUCGUAGAAACAGCUCGAAAUUUAUUGAAAUCUGACAAAUUGAACAAUAUGCAGAAAUUUCAUUUAUCAAGUGCGUAUUGCCUGCAAGAAGAAAUAAAAAAUUUAUGGCCCAUGUUGGAAAUGAACGACAUUCUUGAUUACCGUUUACUGUUCCAUUCGAGUCCUCUCAGCUGUUAUUGGUAUUGUUUCUGCGAUAGUAAAUUGGAACUGAUAGACUAUGUAGAAUUUGUGCUCAUUAUCGAGUUAAUAAGAGAUAAAACACCUGCUGUUAAUUGGGCUGCGAUCGAGUACUUUUUUGAUCGUUUGAAUACCGAGCAACAAGUUACAGCAGCUGUUCGUUUGAUCGAUGAAUUUGGUUUACGUUUUCAGAAAUUAGUAUUGAUGAAGUUGAACGAAUCUCAACGUGUUUCCGUGUUCGAGAAAAACAUUAUCGAUAUCAUAUGCAAUUUCGCGGAGUCCGAACGUGAUAACGAAGAAGAUGCCAUUGCAACCUGGUACGAAUUUCGAGAUUUGAUUACUCAAGAUCAAUUCGUUAGCUUAUUCACCCAGCUCUUAUCCUUCGAUUCUAAAGACUCGGUUUUAACGGAAAUUUGGAACUCUGCUCCAGAUGGUUCAAAACAUUAUAUAUUACGACAAGUAGAUUACGGAAAUUACGACUUCAUCGAACACCUAUUGAAUUCGUUGACCUGGUACAAGUGCACGGAAUCAGGUCUCACUUUCGUAUCAUCGGUGUUAUACUCGUAUCACGCUUGUGUCGACAUCAAACAACAAGAAAUUACGAAAAACCCGUAUUUCAUUAAAUGCUGUAUAAAAUUAAUAGGUUUCAGUAACUUGAAGUCGCUUGACAGACUGUUGAACUUAUGUCUUCUCGAUGCUGCAGCAUCGACCGAUUUCAAGCAAUCUCUGCCCAGAAGCCCUUAUUUCAAUACAUACUGUGAAGUGAUGAUAAUCCUUCAUAAAUUUCAAAAGCUCGUUAAAUUAUUGGAUUUCGGCUUCUCAAUUACUGAUCCUUCAUCGACGCAAUUCCUGCGUGAAAUGUUGUUCGAGAAUAUGCAGCUUCUCGAUGAUUGGUGUUUGGAGUGCUAUUCUGCCGGAAAUUUGAAACAGUUGAAUGCUACCCUGGCUCCACUCCGGUCAUCGUAUCCAGAAAUCGUUACCGAGUAUAAAAAGAAUUUACUAUUGUCGGGUAAAGGUUUGCGAAUGUGCGUGAAUCAUUUUGUCUCGAACGACUGUAUCCUGCCUAGAAUUAUUGCCGAUGGUGUGCCUGCCGAUUUAGCAGCGGAAUUCAAAAGGAAAAUCAUUUCUUUACCUGAGGCCAUCGAUAAAUUGAAGAGUAUGAUGGUCAACAAACGAUCAAAUACGGCGAUGAAAUUAAUUGAUUGGUAUAUCGAAUCGAAAAGAGCUCGAAAUAAGAUUAAGAAGCUAUUGGAGAUGGCAUACUUAAGGGAAAUGAAACGUCGUAUUUAUCGUUAAACAUUAUGAAUGUGGUUUUUCGAAGUUCCUAUCGCAAUUAUUUUUUAUUUUUGAGAAAUCGGCGUGCAUCGAAUUCAGUUGUUUGUAUAAUUUAUUAUUCGUAUAUUUUUUGUUUUUAAAUUGUUUAAUUUUACCCAAUUUUUUUGAAGUUUUAGCUAUCGUCUGUUAAUUUUGUUUAGUUU